Messenger RNA from Aaosphaeria arxii CBS 175.79, 1361 nucleotides. Its product is annotated as NAD(P)-binding protein. The coding region runs from base 1 to 939 and encodes 312 amino acids. The record is from RefSeq and is a predicted model, not a curated record. Gene Ontology annotation, molecular function: oxidoreductase activity, acting on the CH-OH group of donors, NAD or NADP as acceptor. The transcript is spliced from 5 exons. Lineage: Eukaryota; Fungi; Ascomycota; Dothideomycetes; Pleosporales.
AUGGACCCCAACGAAUUCGGCCAUUCAACGAUCCCCCUGCAGCACAACCCCUACGGCCCCAUAACCCCCGCCUCACUCCAGUCCGCCAACGAAGGUAAAGUAGCAGUCGUGACGGGAAGCGCCCGUGGCAUCGGUGCUGCGAUUGCAGAUUCCCUAGCACAGUCGGGUGCGACUGUUGCCUUACUGGACCUCACGGUCAACGCGAAUAGCGAAACGAAAGCGAGGUGUGAGAAGUAUGGCGGGAAGGUCGGGAGUUGGGCUUGCGAUGUGACCGACGGGGAAGCGGUAGAGAGAACCUUUGGGGAGAUUGAGCGGACUUUCGGAGGAAUCGAUGUUCUGGUCAACAACGCUGGUAUAUUGGAUCAACGACCAUUCAUCAUGUCAACGUUCGAAGGGUUCUGGCGACAGAUCGAAGUCAACUUCAAAGCACCACUGUUAACCAUACAUGCCUUGCUCCCACGAUUCCGUGAGAGAGGCAGCGGGUGUAUUAUCAACAUCGCAUCGAGGAGUGGGACUGUAGACGUUCCCAUGACAUUGGGGUACGUCACAUCGAAAGCCGCAUUGAUACGGGCGACGCAUACCCUGCACAAGGAGAUGGAGCUUGAUGGAUUGGAUCCGGCGAUUCAUCUUUAUGCACUACAUCCUGGCGGUGUUCUGACAGGAAUGGGCGGCUCCGGUGCCGAUCAGGAUGUGCUAGAAAAGUAUGGCGAUGUCAGAGACGAGAAAUUUUUCAUGGAGUUAUUCAAAGAUGAACCAGCACUGUGCGGGCAGACGUGCGCUUUUUUGGCUUCGGGAAGAGGCAAGGAGCUUCGCGGGCUUUAUCUUGAUUGUAGGCAAGAUAUAUCGAGAUUGCUCGAAAAAGGACGAGAAGCGCUCUUGAAAGAAAAGAGAAAUUUGCUAACAGUAAAUUUCCUGGAUGGGUAUUGUAAUGAGCCAUAGUAAGACAAGAAAGGAAGAAGAUGAAGUAAUUGAAGAUGCAGGUGUAGGUAGCAACUAAAGUCGGAUAUCAUCCUCCUUCCCAUUCAAUCGAAGCAGCCGUGGCCACAAGGAGAUUUUCCUAUUCAUGCUCCAACCCUGUACCUCAUCCCAGUUGACACAUUGACGUUUUGAAGCGGACUUCGCUUUGGGACGAGUGUCAGUCGAAGUCUUCCAUGUAAACGUGUACAAACUGAGAUCUGCCUGGCACAUGAUGGAAAGACGAAUCGUUUCAAUGCAGUGAUCUAUCACAAGCAAUGUUUAGUAGUCGCUCUAAGACAUUAUGGGCCCUUCAAUGAAAACUCACCGAGGUGAUCGAAAAACCAUCGCUCAUUGGCUUCUGUGAGGUUUUCAUAAUAUACAUCGCGGUAAAGAUGCAUUCGCAG